UGAUCUGAACGAAAUAUCGCUGCACUUUGUAUUUUUCCCCAAGGAUGGGUGAAAGCUUUGGAUCGGUUUUUAUUUUCUGCAAAAAUAAUGGCGUUCUUGUUAAAUAGGAUGAUGAAACGAUGUCCUCUGUCUCGCUGACCUGACUCAUCGCCGUCGCUCUGGACUGUUUAUGAUUUUGUUUUUAGUUUUCACAAAAGAUCUUUGCCCCUCAUGCAAAUAUCGCACGACAAAUGCGAAUAAUACUGAAUGCUAUUGGGUUGAACGAGUGAUGUUAGUUUAUUGUGCUCAGACGGGAAAUGCUGGUCUCAAGGAUGUGACUCGACGGGAAUACGGUUCAGUGAUUUGCCAUUCCAGCCCGAGCGCGUCCUAAUCGCUCAUGAUGCACAGAGGUUUACGGAGACUCGUGCACCUGGUGCUGUUUUGCCCUCUGUCGAAGGGGCUGCAGAGUCGUCUCCCGGUGUUAAAGGUGAAGUACCUGCUGCUGGCCUGGUUGGGUAUCCUGGUGGCCAGCUGGGUCCUCUACAUGCAGUAUGCCUCCUACUCCGAGCUCUGCCGAGGACAUGUCUGCCACAUGGUCAUCUGUGACCACUACAGAAGCGGCAUUGUCUCAGGGUCAUCCUGCAAGGCCCUAUGUGAGGAAAGGACUCUGACCCUGCAGCGAUGCAUGUCCACCUCCUCCACACAUCAGGUGUACAGUGGUGUGUGGAAGGAGAGGCCUGUGGUCAUUAAGUGUGGUCUGGAGGAGCCUCUGAAGGGAGACGGUGCUCCUGACUCUGUACUGAGACAGGAAAUGACCCUGUUUGACAAGCCCACCCGCGGGACCUCCAUGGACGAGUUCAGAGAGAUGCUGCACAGCUUUCUGAAGUCUAACCUAGGGGAGCAGCCCUCUCUCACCACCUUGGUAGGGCGUGUCAUCACCCUGGCUGACGUCAACAAGGACGGCAAGGUGUCCCUGGCCGAGGCCAAGUCUGUGUGGGCUCUCCUCCAGAUUAACGAGUUCUUGCUGAUGGUGGCUCUGCAGGAGAAGGAGCAUACCCCUAAACUGUUGGGCUUCUGCGGUGACCUGUACGUUACUGAGCGCGUGAGCCACAGCUCCCUCUACAGGCUGGAGGUCCCCAGCUACCUGCAAGCGUUAGUCCCGGAGGCCCUAAGCUCCAGGAUGAACCAGUGGCUGGCCCCGGCGUGGCCCCGGAGGGCCCGCAUCACCAUCGGCCUGCUGGAGUUCAUAGAAGAGGUGUUCCACGGGGCAUAUGGCAGCUUCCUGAUGUGUGACGCCAGCCCGCGCCAUGUAGGCUACAACUUCAAGUACGACUGCAAGAUGGCCGACCUGCGCAGUGUGGCGUCUGAGACGGCGGUCCGUGGGUUCCUGCGGGGGCGUCACUGCGAGACCAACGCUGACUGCACCUUCGGGAGUGACUGCACGGCCACCUGCGAUAGGUUGGUGAAGCAGUGUAACACGGAAGUGGUCCAGCCCAACCUGGCCAAGGUGUGUGUGUUGCUACAAGACUACCUGCUGUUCGGGGCGCCCCAGGAUCUCCGCACAGACCUGGAGAAGCAGCUCCGCACCUGUGUGACGCUCAGCAGCCUGGCCAGCCAGAUGGAGGUGCACCACUCAUUGGUCCUCAACAACCUCAAGACCCUGCUGUGGAAGACCAUCUCUAACACACAGUACUCCUGAGGACCACAGAGAUACUAGGAUCCUGGGUCAUAUUCAUUAGAAAACUUGACUCAGGGGUAGAGGUAACAUUCAUUUGUGGAUGUCCAUCUGUUUCAUAUUUCAAUUUGUGGCCAAUGUUAGCUAGGUGACAGUUAUGCUAAGUAGUUGAACAUGAGCGUUAAACACACACCCAGCUACCUUGUUUUUUUGCCUGGCGUGUCCCGGAUUUGUUUACUGUUACAUCUAGUCAGGCACGCUGGGCUCCUGAGUGGCGCAGCAUCUGUGCUGGAGGGGGCAGGUGCACAAUUGGCCAUCAUUGUAACAUAAGAAUUUAUAUAAAGCUAAUUUGAUGUUGAUAGUGUGUGCCCUGAUGAAUACAACCCUGGAGUCCCCCCAAUAGAACUUCAACCAGGGCAAAACUACAGGACCCGCCGAUAAGUGAAGCAUGUCCAAACUCUACGUCAUUUACGAGGUACUUGUACUUUUCUUAGAGCCAUACUGAAGGUUGAUGUAUGCUCUGGGCCUUG
Messenger RNA from Salvelinus namaycush (lake trout), 2184 nucleotides. RefSeq names its product divergent protein kinase domain 1B-like. NCBI's taxonomy places the organism in Eukaryota, Metazoa, Chordata, Actinopteri, Salmoniformes, Salmonidae. The transcript is spliced from 7 exons. The record is from RefSeq and is a predicted model, not a curated record. The coding region runs from base 377 to 1678 and encodes 433 amino acids.